CUCCAUCUCCUGGCAUCUCUCUUUUUUCGCUCACGUUGUCUCUCCCGGUUAUCUAGGCCAUUUACAGACUCCCUGGUCUGUCGCUGGAACAGCCAAAAGGGACGGUUCUCUGGUGCAACUCGCUGGCCGACGGAAACUGAUACUUUUGCCACGCCGUAACCUUUGGAUCGCUUCUUCGCAAUUAGCAUGCCCUCAUCGAAGUCACACCUAGGCAAGGAUGGCGCCAGAGCCGGACUCCCCGUCUGCCUCCUCGGUCUUGCUGCCACUGCUCGGUAGUCGGGCGCGGAGAGGCUCGUUAGCUUCCAUAUCUUCGAGCAAGGGAGAGAUCGACCGACAGGCACUCGCGCAAGUCUUGGACUCCAUUCACACCACCGCCUCCAAGUCGGACACUUUGACAUCUUUCCAUGAUUAUGAUGGAGGAGCCCCUCGCGCCGGCGCCAAAGACCUGGUCAGUAAUGGCAUCUCGGGACUGUACGAGAGGUACAUCCGAGGCAUUGCGGGCGGCACCCCGGUCAAAGAAGGCUCAAGUCGACAGAAGAGUAGCGCCAAAAGCAGUCCUCGAGACACCCAGUCGCAAAAGCCGGAUCCCUCGAACGCCUCGAGCAGAGUUGCAAGCGCAACCCGUGCAUCUGAUGCCGCUUCUAUCAAAUCGGGACUAAGCACCGUCAACGAGCUUUCAAAGCAGCGCGCAAGUUUUGAGGGCCCCCCAGCAACUACAGAAGCAACGCAGGACCGUGAAGGGUUGGCCGAAUCUCCGGAAAGUAAGCGACACCCAAGCAAUGGGUUUCAGAGUGAGGCAGAUCUCGGUGCUCGAGACGCUAAAAACCGGACGGAUUUCGAUCGAUCGACGAGCCUGAUUGCGGGCAAUGAGCGCGGCGAGACGGCCGCGCAGGCUCUCGCCCGCGUUCUCUCCCACCAUGGCACUGCUACGACGGACAAUUCGCGCCAUACUCGAAGCUUGCAUGGGUCACGAGAGCUUGCAAAGAUAGCAGGGGAUUCCGACACCGACAUCACCGCGGAGCGAUCUCGCUCAAACCCCCCUCAAGCAUCGAACACUAAUAGAACAGUCGUGGAAGACUUUGAUCGAUCAAACCUCGAUCCUCUUCCAGACCAAGCCACUCCUCGCCCGCCCAUGGCUCAUGUGGGCAUAUCUCAUCUACCAGGCUACAAUCCCUCAAGAACAUCGUCUACCGAUGGCGGAGACGUGGCUUCUGUGAGCAGCUCACAAACCGGACAACUGAAACCCGCCUUUGAGAGCGCACCCAAUCUAACCUUUGCACCGCAAUAUCGCACAAUCACGAAUCACCACUACUCUCGCCAUUCGCACCCUUCGGAAGGGAUCCCCCAACACCUGAAACGCAGAGUCAUCAGCAAGGCAUUCUGGAUGAAGGAUGAAAAUGCUAAGGAUUGCUUCUACUGCGGCGAAGGCUUUUCGACAUUUCGACGCAAACAUCACUGUCGGACCUGUGGGCAAAUCUUCGACGCCAAAUGCACAAGUCUCGUUCCGGGACGACCGUUCGGUCAGCCAGGUACCAUUCGCCUAUGCAAACCAUGCGAGGCGAUGAUAUACGGAAGUGAUGACGAUCAGUCGACGGUCUUCUCCGAUGAUGCAUCGGAGUUUCAUCGCACUCCCACGCUUCGACGCACCACCAACUACGAAGACGGCGGACGGGACGCUCGGACGCCGGGUGUCACUUUUGACGAAGAUGACUUGGUGGAAGUCGCGACUCCCUCGAUUGCAAUACCUGCUUCUCGGCGGAACCGGGAAGCCAAACGUCGAUCGGCGGUCAUCGAGUUCGAUGCACCUCCUCCGCUGACACGCCCGGUAUCCUCGCAUUCUUUGAUCUCAUUGAGUAGGCGUCCUCGCUCUUCCAGUCACAGGCGACUUCACUCCCGCCAUCAAAAUGUUCGUGGGACCCGGGGAGGGUUUGGACACGAGCAAGUUCCUUUUCAGCAGGAUGAUAUUACCGAGGCAGGCGACAGCGCAGGGCUUUCGGCCUUUCACAAUGACAAUAUCAUCGACCCCGAUCUGGCACCGUACGCCUCCGAGGACGGCACAGAUGACGACGAACGACCAAACAUAUUCGGUUUGACAGAUGGCGCAAAUGGUUCCUCGCCGAAUGAUGGGGAGUUGCCGGGCUCCGCCUUACCCGGCGUGCUCACGAAGAAGGCAAGAACCAAGACCGGCUUGACUGCAGCUGGCAAAUCUGCAAAAGAUGAUGAAGCACUAAGCGAAGUCACCAAGCACCUGCCCAAAUUGUCCAGAAGGCGCAACCUGAGCUUUGGAAGCACAUCGAUCAACCGAGCCUCCCCGAGACGGAGCAGAAGUACCAACCUCAUCAAGCAGGUGGCUGAUCCAGACUCCUUUGACCGUCGGCACGACCUUUCUUCCACUCCGUCUAAAGAUGCAGUGACUAGAUCUGUUCGAAGUUCUGCCAUGCAUGGAAUUGACGCUCCUCCGAUGGAACUCAGCACCGCCGGCCUUGAACACCUGAAGCGGCUCUUACGACAAAUGCUGACGGACUACAACAUUCCCGCAAAGAAGACAUGGGAGAAGGCUCUGAUGCCAAUCCUCCUACAAUGCACUGACGACGUCGAGCCGAACGUGCAGGUCGGCGAUGAUAUGGAUAUCCGCCAUUACAUCAAGCUCAAGAAAACGCCCGGGGGCAAGCCUGGGGAUACUAGCUAUAUCAACGGUGUUGUCUUCUCCAAAAACGUGGCGCUGAAAAGCAUGGCUCGGUCUAUCAGUCGGCCCAGGAUAGCCAUUGUUACCUUUGCGGUGGAGUAUGCGAGACAUCAAGCACAUUUCAUGAGUCUUGAGCCGGUCAUUGCACAGGAGCAGGAAUACCUUCGCAACCUCAUCGGUCGAAUUGCAGCACUGCGGCCGCAGCUUCUGCUCGUUCAGCGUAAUGUUUCAGGCACAGCCCUGGAGCUGCUUGAGAAAGCUGGCAUUGCGGUUGCAUACAACAUCAAGGAAUCAGUCCUUGCUGCUGUAGCUCGGGUCACCCGUACAACAAUGAUCAAGUCGGUCGAUAAGUUGGCCAUUGACCCAUCUCAUCUGGGCAGAUGUGACAGCUUCGAGGUGAAGACUUAUGUGUACGAUGGGGCGAGGAAAUCGUACAUCUUCCUCUCCGGCUGUCCGCCCGAACUCGGCUGCACGGUUGUGCUGCGCGGUGCCGACACCGAGAGUCUACGGAAGAUGAAGCGAAUUGCCGAGUUCAUGUGCUAUGUGACGUACAAUGUCAAACUCGAGACGAGUCUACUCCGCGAUGAAUUCGUGUCGAUUCCAACGACUGCGCCUCAUCAGCUCCAAUCGACUGACUCUCCAAGUCAAAACCAGGCGGUCCAUCGCUCGAUUGGCCCCAUGUUUGGUCAUGGCGAGUCGAAAGGAGAUCCGGACAUCCGCUCACGUGGCGGGGGCGACAAGCCUUCCAAGUAUGAGAAAGUGGAGAUGGAGUCGCGGGCAAGAAUCUUAUCCGCCUCACCGUUUGUGGUGUUCAUGCAACCAUACCUGCUGACACAGCUGCGUGAAUCGGAAAGGCGACUCACGACGUACAAGUUGUUGCGCGAUCAGUACGCUGCGGCCGACGAAGCAGGCGAUGAAGAUGAAAAAGGCGAAGUGCAUGCUGCGUUCCAGAUGGUGCAGCCGGAGAUGGUUCAUGCCGCUCCAUCCAAGGACCAGCCAAAAGCGCUUCGCGAGUAUUUGCACGCCGUCCACGAAGCCCAGCUGGAAAAAACAAAGUACACUUACGACACGCAGAAGCGAUUAAUGGAUUCCUUCAUGUCAACCGGGAUCAAUCCAUUCGAUCCAUACGCGCAUCAGACCAUCGUUGUCCUCCAAUCAACGGUUUGCACGAUCAACUCUGCACCCUGUGGAGGGCCGGAUCUCUUGGGCAUUGGAUUCUACGCCGGCUUCAACCGGGUAGAGCCUCAAUUUGAGGAAGAUUGCACGCUGGGCCAGUACAUCGAAGAUCAUUGCUUGUCUGCGGGCAAUACCUGCAAAGAGUGUGGGAAGAAAAUGUAUGAUCACCAUCGCCAAUACGUCCACGGAUAUGGCCAGCUCUCGGUAUCUAUCAAACGCCAGCCCGCGAAGAUGCGUGGAUAUCAGAAGACAAUACUCAUGUGGGCAACAUGUCGCAUCUGCAAGCAGGAGACCACGGUCACGCCAAUGUCAGACAACACGUGGAAAUAUUCGUUCGCGAAAUAUCUGGAGCUGAGUUUCUGGAGCAGUCCAUUGCAUCCGCGAGCGGGCGUAUGUGAGCAUGAUCUGCACAAGGACUUUUUGAGGUGUUUUGGCUUCGAAGAGCUUGUUGUGUGCGUUCAGUACGAUUCAGUGGACAUUUACGACGUCGUUGUUCCCCGGCCCACCAUCACUUGGAAAGUCGAAUCGGACUUGCGGGUGAAGAACGAGCAGUUCUCGCACAUUGUCUCCCGUCUGAAUGCGUUCACCGAAUCCAUCAAGAAGCGUUUGGACUCGAUCAACGUCGAUACGCUGGAUGAGAAGCGGGCUAUCGAGGCGCAUGACUUGCUGGAAGAAUUGCACAAACGCGCCGAGGAUGAGCAUCAGGAACUGCUCGACAAGUUGCAAGCGAAGUACUCACAAUCCCGCUACUACGAACUGAUUCCGCUCAACCGCGCACUCCGGUUCAUGGACGAGAAAGCGCUUGCGUGGGACGAUACUUUCAACGACUUUGAGCGAGACUACUUCCCCUCUGAGACCGACAUUCGGAAACUGGCAACCUUGCAAUUGAGGAACAUGUUCUUGGAAUCUCAGCCACCUCUUAGUACUGGUGCGAGCGACGCCAGUGACAGCGAAGAAGGCACAGAAAUGGUAUCGGUGCCGCCCAAGAAGCUGAACAGAGGAAGUACGGAGCCGUUUCUGGGAUCUGACAAAGUGCACGACGUGCUCUCAUCCACAGUAGAAGAGCAUCGCAACUCCAUCGUCGAUAUUGACGACGUUCGGCCUCUGACUGCGGCAGCCGCCGAUACGUCAAAGACACUGUCCGUCAGAGAGGAACAAGAGCAGGCGGUCGAGCGGGAGGAUGUCAAGCACCUUGAUCUUGCCGUGCCUACAAUGCCACCACAAGACGAAUCCGCGCUCGAACUACAACCGACUUCGUCUGAUCAGUCCGGGCAGACCAUUCAGUCUGAGAGCGAAGACAGUCCGACCCAAGAAGGCCCGUUUGCUACGCAGAGUAGUAGCGUUGGCGCCGGCCUGAUGGAGCGCAUCGAACAAAUACGCAGUUACCGUCAAGGUGACAGCGGCGAUGGCGAGACAGGAUCUAGAAUUCCUCGACUUGCAGAUCUCAAGAAGCGAGAUCUAAGUCCGCGCCCCUCACUACUCCCGCCUCCCCUACUCCGAGCCCGGUCGUCUCCUUCUCCGCCAAGACGGUCACAUCAUCGCAGCAACGACUCGGAACACAGCAUCGAUGCUGUUGCAAAUGCGGCGAAUCUUUCGCACACCCAUGAAAUGCAUAUUGCGGAGCGACUUGGAAUGAACCGACUUGCCAGUAAAGUGGGCAAGUUGGCACCAUCCUUGAUCCCGCGCUCUAUUCUGAACUCGGACGAGCCGCACAACACACGAGUCUCGGCGCUGGCGAAGCACUUUGAGCAAAUGUCGAAAGAGUUUGAGAGGGAGAGGCAAAAGGAGCGCCGACAGAGAGUCUUGCGAAGCCGUCAAGCUCGUGCGAAUCCACUGGCAAGCAGUCGACCGGUUGUGGAAGUCUACCGCAAUGCUACUGACGCUGUGGGAGAGCGAAAUGUAGAGCAGGUAAAGGCAGAGGCAUCGGGCAAGGAUUCUCUCCGUGUUCGCAUACCACUGCUCGGUCCCAGUUCAGACGAGCAACCCGCGGAAGCUGCGCGAGAUGAAGAAGCACAGCCGAAAGACAGUGAUGAGCAGCCUGCACACGCAGAGUCUGAGGGCGACAGCGAGGCAGACGUUAGCGAUUCCGAGCAGCCGCACUCACACUCCAGAAACGCAUCCGAACAUACAGCAGAGGCCCUCUCUUCUGCGCUCGCGUCCCCCACGUCAGCAGGAGAUAUGGAUCUGAUGAGCGAGCUGACGAUCCCGGACCACAAAAAGAGUGUGUGGUUGAAGUAUCUCGCCGACUUCUGGUCCAAGCGCACUUCAUCGGGUUGGACGAGCUUGGAAUAUCCCCUGCACACCACGGAGCACGUCUUCGAGGACUCCGACAUUAUCGUACGAGAGGACGAGCCAUCAUCGGUCAUUGCAUUGUCUCUCUCCAGCCCCGACUAUCAGAAUAAAGUGCAAGAGUUCCGCAGCCAUCCGAAGAAGAACAGCAAGCUGAGCAGGCAAGCACAUUCGCAGCUUGGAGAUGUGGCAGAUGAGGAUCAUCGUGAGCGGGCGCUCGAGGCAUCGCUGUUGAGCGAUACGGGUACCCACAUGAAGUACUCUUUCGCACAUGGACCGGUCCGAGCGACUUGUAAAAUCUUCUAUGCAGAGGCGUUUGAUGCUCUACGCCGGAAGUGCGGUGUUGCCGACCGCUUUGUGGAAUCGGUCUCGAGAUGCCUGAAGUUCGACAUGAAAGGCGGCAAGACCAAGUCAUUGUUCUUGAAAACCCUGGACAGCCGCUUCUACAUCAAGAGCUUGCAAGAGGUGGAGCUCAAGGCUUUUACCAAGUUCGCCCCGGAUUACUUUGCUUUCAUGAGCCACACGCUGUUCCACGGUGUGCCGAGCGUCAUUGCAAAGAUGUUUGGACUAUUCCAGGUGAUUAUCAAGAACCCUGCCACGGGCAUGGACUUUUCCUACUACUUGCUGGUCAUGGAAAACCUCUUCUACGAGCGCAACCCCAACCGCCGCUUUGACCUAAAGGGCAGCAUGCGGAACCGCAAGAUCGAAAGCACCGGCCAGCCGGACGAAGUGCUGCUCGAUGAGAACCUCGUCGAAGCCAUCUUCGAAUCUCCAUUGUUCGUGCGAGAGCAUGCUCGCAAACUACUACAAGCGAGCGUAUGGAACGACACAAUGUGGCUGUGCAAGCAGAACGUAAUGGACUACAGCCUCAUGGCGGGCUUCGACGACGAUCGGAAGGAACUGGUGGUGGGCAUCAUCGACUGCAUCCGCACAUACACCUGGGACAAGAAGCUGGAGUCGUGGAUCAAGGACCGCGGCAAGAACAAGCCCACCAUCACCAGUCCGAAGGACUACCGGAAUCGCUUCCGCGUCAGCAUGAUGCAGUAUGUCUUGCAGGCGCCGAAUUGCUGGCACCAGUUCCAGACGCAGAUGCCGAUGCCGAAGACGCUGAAGGAGCGCGAGGAUGCGGUGGAUGAAGCAGAGAAGGAGAGGGAGAAGGCGGGUGAUGGGCGGAGGGAGGGGAUUGGUGUGGACGGAUGAAG
Neohortaea acidophila is the source of this 7353-nucleotide messenger RNA. RefSeq lists its product as uncharacterized. The transcript has a single exon. The record is from RefSeq and is a predicted model, not a curated record. Gene Ontology annotation, biological process: phosphatidylinositol phosphate biosynthetic process. Gene Ontology annotation, molecular function: ATP binding; metal ion binding; 1-phosphatidylinositol-3-phosphate 5-kinase activity. The coding region runs from base 218 to 7351 and encodes 2377 amino acids. NCBI's taxonomy places the organism in Eukaryota, Fungi, Ascomycota, Dothideomycetes, Mycosphaerellales, Teratosphaeriaceae. Gene Ontology annotation, cellular component: endosome membrane; fungal-type vacuole membrane.